AUGGCCAAGGCACCAGCAAAGAAGUUCUCCGGAGGCGCCCAGAGGGAGUCUGCAGGCGGCGAGCAGCGAAAGACUGCCGUCUUCAAAAUGAACACUGAUCUCGGUCAGCAUAUUCUUAAAAACCCUCUGGUGGCCCAGGGUAUUGUCGACAAGUCCGACAUUAAGCCCAGUGAUACCGUUCUGGAGGUCGGUCCCGGUACUGGUAACCUGACUGUUCGAAUUCUCGAGAAGGCUCGAAAGGUGAUUGCUGUGGAGAUGGAUCCUCGAAUGGCUGCCGAGCUGACCAAGCGAGUGCAGGGCAAGCCUGAGCAGAAGAAACUGGAAAUCAUGCUGGGAGACUGUAUUAAGACAGAGCUUCCUUACUUUGACGUUUGCAUUUCCAACACACCUUACCAGAUUUCUUCUCCCCUGGUUUUCAAGCUGCUGAACCAGCCUCGACCCCCGCGAGUGUCAGUGCUGAUGUUCCAGCACGAGUUUGCCAUGCGUCUUCUGGCUCGACCCGGUGAUUCUCUGUACUGCCGACUGUCUGUCAAUGUGCAGAUGUGGGCCAAGGUUUCUCACGUCAUGAAGGUCGGCCGAGGUAACUUUCGACCUCCUCCCAAUGUUGAGUCUUCGGUCGUCAAGAUUGAGGUCAAGAACCCCCGGCCUCCUAUCGACUUCAACGAGUGGGAUGGUCUUCUGCGAGUCUGUUUCGUUCGAAAGAACAAGACUAUCAACGCCGGCUUCAAGACCAGCGCUGUUCUGGCAGUUCUCGAGAAGAACUACCAGACCUGGCUCUCCACCCAGGGCGAGAUCAUUCCUGAGGGAUCCAACCUCUCUGACGUUGUCAAGCAGAAGAUCAACAAGAUUCUCACCGACACCGGCAUCGGAGAAAUGCGAUCCGCAAAGUGUGACCAGACCGAGUUUCUCACUCUGCUGAAUGAGUUCCACAAAGCUGGCAUCUACUUUGCCUAA
Yarrowia lipolytica CLIB122 is the source of this 954-nucleotide messenger RNA. RefSeq lists its product as uncharacterized. The record is from RefSeq and is a predicted model, not a curated record. Gene Ontology annotation, biological process: rRNA methylation. Gene Ontology annotation, molecular function: rRNA (adenine-N6,N6-)-dimethyltransferase activity. Gene Ontology annotation, cellular component: nucleolus. Lineage: Eukaryota; Fungi; Ascomycota; Dipodascomycetes; Dipodascales.